AUCCCCUCUAUUACUUCCUCUUCUCUCUUCCUCUCCCACCCUUUACUUACUUACACCUCUCUAUAUCUCCUCUCUCUUUUGUUCUGUUCUCAUCCUUCUUAAACCUUAAUUAGUUUUCUUAAUUUUAUCUUAUCAAACCACACAUCACUUACAUAUAUUUCCUUAAAAAUAUUAAUUACCCUUUCUAGUUUUGUCUUAGAAAAAAAAACAUUUUUUGUCCACAUGAAAGUCUCUUAAAUUAAUUUGAAUAUUGAUGCUUAACAUCUUCAUAAUAUUGUUCAUGCUUCACAUUCAUGUCUCCUGUUCUUAGUGAAAUCCUUCGUUCAGGUUUUAUCAUAGAUUCAUCCCUAAAACGUAGGACCCACUUAGUUCAAUCUUUCUCUGUUGUCUUCCUCUAUUGGUUCUAUGUUUUUUCAUAAAUCUCUUUUACAUUAUAUUAUAUAACAUAAUAUAUAGUACUAAUAAUUAUUCAUCUAUAUUAUUAUUAAUUAAACUAAAAUUAUAUCCAUAGUGUUCUUGGUGUCUUAUAUUAUAUCUUAAUUAAAUUAUUAAGAUAAAAUUUCCAACUUUUUAGUCUUUGAUUUGGAAGUAAAAAAAAUUACUAAUUUCUUUUUUAUUGUAAAAUAUUAUUUAUUUAUUAUAUUAUGGCUACAUCUAGUGGAAAUUCUAGUGUGUCAACAAAAUCUCAAAGUUAUGGUUCUGAGGAAAAUUUGCAGCUUCUAAUGGAUCAAAGAAAAAGGAAGAGAAAACAAUCGAAUCGUGAAUCGGCAAGAAGAUCAAGGAUGAGAAAGCAGAAGCAUAUGGAUGAUUUAAUUUCAGAAGUUGAAAGAUUAAGAAAUGAAAAUAGUGAAAUCAUCACAAGUAUGAACAUAACAACACAACACUAUUUGAAAAUUGAGGCAGAGAAUUGUGUUUUAAGAGCCCAAAUGUGUGAACUUAAUCAAAGGCUACAAUCAUUGAAUGAUAUGAUCUAUAUGAUCAAUACAACAAAUGGGGUUUAUCAAAAUGAUUUCUUUUUAACAAAUAAUUGCUUCAUGAAUCAAUUGAACAUGUCAUGUCUUAACCAACAACAACCAAUUGUGGCCUCUGCAGACAUGUUUCAGUGGUGAAUUAUUGAACCUCAAAAAAAGGAAGAAAAAAAAAGAAGUUGAAGUUUAAGGUUGAUGGUACUUUUUGUGUGUAAUGUUUUGUUGGAGUUGUGUUAUGCUUAGUGGAAUUAUUGAGUAAGGGUAAAUAUUAUUAGUAAUUAGGGUGAGGUAAUAUUUAUAAAUAUUAGAGUGGGAGAACUUGCAUGAAAAAAAAUAUGAUUGAAAGGAAAUUAAUUAUAUGUGAUGGCAUGGUUAUGCUAGUUAGGUAGCUUUAGUAGUACUCAACAUGGUCCAUUAUUUGGAAAAAUGGAUGUUAUGUAAGUGCUUUUUCUACUUUAUUAAUAUAAAUUAGUUUGUAUGUUUUGAGUGUGCUUUUCUAGAUGUUAAGAUGGUACUAGUUUCUUUUGGGAAAAAAUAUGGUACUAGUUUCUUUUGGAAAAAAGAUGGUACUAGUUCUUACCAAUAAAAGAGGUGCUUGAUUCUCCUAUAAAUAAAGGUGUUACUUUGUUUC
Messenger RNA from Cicer arietinum (chickpea), 1599 nucleotides. Its product is annotated as bZIP transcription factor 44. The record is from RefSeq and is a predicted model, not a curated record. Gene Ontology annotation, biological process: positive regulation of DNA-templated transcription. Gene Ontology annotation, cellular component: nucleus. NCBI's taxonomy places the organism in Eukaryota, Viridiplantae, Streptophyta, Magnoliopsida, Fabales, Fabaceae. Gene Ontology annotation, molecular function: DNA-binding transcription factor activity; transcription cis-regulatory region binding.